AUGCCACCCACUUCCACUCUACGACCCGCUCGAACAGCACUCCAAUGUCUAUCCAAAGCGCCAAAACGCUGCUACUCCUCGCCUUCAACACCUCCGACCUCUCCAUUCGCGCCACGACAUCUCCUCUCCAUCGCAGAUCUCACACCCGCUGAAUUCACCACUCUCGUCCGAAAUGCCUCGUCCCACAAAACAUCCAUAAAGUCUGGGUCGAUUCCCAAGAGCCUGCUAGGAAGCUUGAGUGGCCAAACGAUAGCUAUGAUGUUCAACAAACGCUCCACGCGAACUCGAGUCUCCACCGAAGCCGCCGUAGCAACAAUGGGCGGCCAUCCUAUGUUCUUGGGGAAGGAUGAUAUCCAGCUAGGAGUCAAUGAAACGCUAUACGACACCUCGGUGGUGAUUUCAAGCAUGACGUCCUGUAUGGUUGCGCGAGUAGGACCGCACUCCGAUGUUGCGGAUCUUGCGAAGCAUUCCAGCGUGCCAGUAAUCAACGCCCUAUCCAAUGAUUACCAUCCUCUGCAAACCAUCGCCGACUUCCUCACCAUCUAUGAAGCAUUCCCAUCGUCGUCCCCUCGCAUCUUAUCUGGGGUACCGAGUCUUGGUUUGGAAGGAAUGAAAAUUGCGUGGAUUGGAGACUCGAAUAAUGUUUUGUUUGACCUUGCGAUCGGUGCAGUGAAGUUGGGUGUUGAUAUCUCGGUCGCCAGUCCCAAAGGCUAUGAAAUUCCCCAACGCAUGCGGGAGGUUAUACUUUCUGCAGCUGAAGGCGUCACGAGCCCGGGAAAGCUGACUGAAACGAAUGUGCCGGAAGAAGCAAUCAAAGACGCUGAUAUUCUAGUAACGGAUACGUGGGUGUCGAUGGGGCAGGAGGAAGAAUCGGCCAAGAGACUGAAGGCUUUUGCUGGAUACCAGAUUACGAAUGAUUUGGCGAAGAGGGGUGGUGCGAAGCACAACUGGAAAUUCAUGCAUUGUCUACCAAGACACCCAGAAGAAGUUGCAGACGAGGUGUUUUACAGUCCCAGGAGCUUGGUAUUUACCGAGGCGGAGAAUAGGCUUUGGGCUGCUAUUUCUGCUCUGGAGGCAUUUGUGGUAAACAAAGGAAAGAUCGCUUAG
Molecule: messenger RNA, 1107 nt
Organism: Amorphotheca resinae ATCC 22711
Lineage: Eukaryota; Fungi; Ascomycota; Leotiomycetes; Helotiales; Amorphothecaceae
Exons: 2
Coding region: 1-1107 (368 amino acids)
Biological process (GO): L-citrulline biosynthetic process
Cellular component (GO): mitochondrion
Molecular function (GO): ornithine carbamoyltransferase activity; amino acid binding
Source: RefSeq, a predicted model, not a curated record